AUGAAUCCUCACUAUGUAGCUGCAGCCAAUGAAUUCCCUAUCCCAAUAAAAACAGCCUUAGGCAUCUCCAAGGUUCAGGUAGGUACGGUUUUGCAAAAAAGUUGUAUUUCUAGUUCUCCCCCUCAAAUGAUAAAAGACUGUUGGCAGUAGCGUCUUGGGACAGUUAUUUGAAAAUCUACGACCUCACUAAUCCUAAUAAUCCGAUUGAGCAACGAAAUAUCUUCCACAAGAAAUCUGUUUUAUGCUGUACGUUUGCGGUGAGUUUUUGUUUUGUUAUGAUGUAUGAUUUUUAGAAUCAACAAAGCCUGGUAAGUGGCGGACUUGAUGAAGUGGUCAAAUUAGUUGAUGUCGAAUCCGGUAGAGGUAAUCAGUGCAUUUUAUACUGUAGUCUACUUGACCUUUUAGAGACAGUAAUGGGCCAACAUUCUGCGCCAGUCCGAUGUCUCGAAUUUUGUCAAACUAUGCGAACGGCGGUGUCUGCUGGAUGGGAUGGCUAUCUAAAAGUAUGGAUUAUUUAUUUGUUAUAUAGUUUUAUGUUUUAGCUUUGGGAUACUCGAACUCUUCUUCCAGUGGGUCAGAUGGAUUGCGUUGAAAAGAUUUACGCCUUGGAUGUGGUUGACAACAGGGCCGUAGCGGGCACGAAGGACAAGCAGAUUUAUGUUUGGGACGUGAGAAACUUUGCUCAUCCUCUACAACAAAAAGAAUCCCCAUUAAAAGUAAGAAAUCGCUUUGUUAUUCAUAUUGAUUUAGUACCAAAUCAGAGCCAUCAAAUGCUUCCCGUCUGCGGAAGCGUUUGUUGUUUCGUCGAUUGAAGGCCGAGUGGCGGUCGAAUACUUUGAUCAAAAUCCGGAUGUUCAGAAGAGUAAAUACGCAUUUAAAUGUCAUCGUGUGAAGGAUGAACAUGGAGAACUGAUUUAUCCAGUCAAUACCAUCGCCUUUCAUCCAAUUCACCGAACUUUCGCUACAGGAGGUCAGUGACUCCCUGAUGGAUAUUUUUUUAUUCAGAAUCGAAGUAAUCCAGAAAUUUCUUAGGUUCGGAUCAGAUGGUUAAUAUGUGGGAUCCCUUCAACAGGAAACGAUUGUGUCAAUUCAGGAAAUUCCCAUCCUCUGUGACUUCUCUCUGCUUUACUCCGGAUGGAUCAAUGUUGGCGAUUGCUUCAACUUACCUGUAUGAGGAUGAUAAUGUUCCCAAUCCUCUGCCCGAACCUUCACUAACUAUAAGGAAAAUGACAGAAUUAGAAGUUAAACCAAAGUAA
Messenger RNA from Bursaphelenchus xylophilus (pine wood nematode), 1256 nucleotides. The record is from the annotation of a GenBank genome assembly. NCBI's taxonomy places the organism in Eukaryota, Metazoa, Nematoda, Chromadorea, Rhabditida, Aphelenchoididae.